This is a messenger RNA of Vigna umbellata (rice bean), 4939 nucleotides long. RefSeq lists its product as uncharacterized. Lineage: Eukaryota; Viridiplantae; Streptophyta; Magnoliopsida; Fabales; Fabaceae. Gene Ontology annotation, molecular function: protein binding. The record is from RefSeq and is a predicted model, not a curated record.
UUCAUUUCCGGUGCUGUGCAUCCUCUUCCAACAGGCUACACUCUGCAGCCACCAACACAAUACAGAAGCAGAGAUAACAGCAGUUUCUCCAUAUUCCUCUCCUUUUCAACUCUCCCGAUCCAAAUGUCUUCAACUUCAAUCGAGUAAAACCGAAACGAUGGCGGAAACCGCAAUUUUCUUCGCCGCCACCGGAGAACCUCCUCUGCUACGAUUCUUCAACAGCACCUUUCUCUACGUCAAACGGAACCUCAUCGCUCACAUUUUCCGCUCCCUAAACGACGCCGUCUCACACCACAGGAUUUGCUGUGUCGUGGACGUGGCAAUUGAGAAAAAGUGUGAUGUGUACGCGAGAGAUUCUUCGUCGAACGACAGGAGUUUCGGCGCGGACGAGAAUGGACGGCACGCCGUUUUCAAUGUGCUGGAUACUAUGCUUAAGGAUAGUUUAGAGCGGCUGAAGAUGAUGAGGGAAAAUAUAUGUUUGGUAAAGAUAGGUCUAACUAUGGGAUAUGCUUGUGAAUUCAAGUAUGCUGAACAUACAGCUACUAUUAGGAGUUUGUGCUUGGACAGGAAGUUGGGAGCAGCUCUUUGUCUUCGGAGGAAAAUGGUUAUGAAAGGUGUUGUUCCUGAUGUGUUUACCCACAACCAUAUUGUUAACGGGCUGUGCAAAAUUGGUUUUCUGGAGAAAGCAGAUUGGAUUGUUGGAGAGAUGUUAGAAAUUGGUCCUGGUCCCAAUUGUGCGACUUAUAACACUUUGAUUAAGGGCUAUUGCACUGUUAAUGACCUGGACAGGGCUUUGUCUCUGUUCUCCACCAUGUCCAAUGCUAGGGUUCUGCCAAACAGGGUUACUUGUAGUAUACUGGUGCGUGCUCUGUGUGAGAAAGGUCUUCUAAAGGGAGCUAAAAGGAUGCUCGAAGAAAUAUUGAAGGAUGAUGACGAGAAAUAUAUAACUAAUUUAGUAACCUCUACUAUAUUUAUGGAUAACUACUUUAAGAAAGGAGCAAUUUUUCAGGCUCUUAGUCUUUGGAAUCAGAUGGUUCAAAAUUGUACUAAAGUUGAUGUUGUAGCUUAUAAUGUUCUUAUCCAUGGCUUUUGCAAGAGUCUACAAAUGAACCUUGCAUAUGGAUAUACAUGCGAGAUGUAUAAGAAAGGUUUACUUCCUGAUGUUUUUACGUAUAAUAUUCUUAUUGGUGCUCUUUGCAAGGAAGGUAAAACUAGUGAGGCUUGCUAUACCCUUGGAGUCAUGUCUAGUAUGGGAAUUAUGCCCGAUCAAAUUACAUACCAGCUUGUGAUUCGAGGCCUUUGUUUUGAUGGAGAGAUUGCUAGAGCAAAAAGCUUGCUUUGGUCUAUGUUGAACAAUUUAAUAGUGCCGAAGCCUUUAAUAUGGAACCUACUAAUUGACUUCUACGGACGAUAUGAUGAUCUUAGCAAUGCACUUUUUACAAGAAAUCAGAUGCUAGCUUUUGGUGUUCACCCAAAUGUAUUUACUUACAAUGCUUUAAUUCUUGCACAAGUGAAGAGUGACAAUUUCAAUGGUGCUUGCACUCUGAAGGAAGAAAUGCUCUCAAAGGAUAUUUUUCCUGAUGUUGUUACCUAUAAUUUAUUGAUAGGUGCCGCCUGUAAUUUAGGACGUCCUGAUUUUGUUCUUCAAUUACAUGAUGAGAUGGUGCAGAGAGGGUAUGAACCAGAUUUAAUAACUUACACUGAAAUUGUUAGGGUGUUCUGUAUUAGAGGUAAGAUGAAAGAGGCAGAGGAGCUAUAUGCCAAAAUACUAAAAUCUGGUUUAUUGAAUGAUCAUGUUCCAGUGCAGAUUCUAUUUAACAAGUACUGCAAAAUGAAGGAACCAGUUAGAGCAUUUAAUUUCUAUCAAGACUGGUUAGAAAGUAAAAGGGGAAGUCAUCUGUAUUAAAUUUGACAUUCUGCCUGUCUUUGGACAUCAUGAAGUUUCAAGUUCGGGAAAAAGUGCCACUUGUGCUCAGAAGUCAAACAGCUGAAAUUCAGAUUUCAACUGAAAUGUUGAUGAUAGCUCUUAUCAGUUAUGCUUCAGGUGAGUGUUGGCAUUUUAUUCCACACAAUGUACUUCCAGUGAAAUCAUUGUCAGUGGCUGCAUUUCAAACUCUUGCUAAAUGUUGAACCUGAAUACUAAAGUAGAUUUUGGGUUGAUUAGUGGACCCAUUUUAUGUGCUGCUGCUGAUUUGUGAAUUAUUAUAUAUAAUUAUAUACUAUAUUUUUUUUAAAUGAAAGUGGGCAGUGACAUUUAACAUAAUGCAUGUGCUGUUUGGAACUUUUGCUUGCUAAAUUUUAAUCAAAUGCUUAACUUGCAUUGAAAUUUAGUUGCUAUAAACCAUCCACUUAGGAUUAGUGACCUUCCAAAUCACCUGCAAACUCACCAUUUCCGUGGUCAUAUUGUAUAUUUUCCAUCUCACGAGGAGCUCAGCUCCAUUGUAUUGUGUUAGUUGUAGUAUCUGCUUAAAUCCUGUACAAGACUUCUUUCUUUGAGUAUUAGGAGUAUUUCCGUAUACAUUUUGGUCCAGUUUCCCUUUCUGUAUCUGGUUUCUAUUAUCCCUAAUUAGAGAUGAGAUGUAUUUGAUAGGGGGUUGCCUAGACAGAGGGGGUUUGGUGGUUGUCAAUGUCAACAGGUACUCAAGCAAUGGGCAUUUUGUCCCUCCAGAACCCAUUUACUCUGCAGAAAUAGCUGAGUUACUUGCUAAAGAAAUUGUUAGACUUGCUGGGGGUUCCAAGUUCCAUUUUAAGUGGUCAGGGUCCGGGAUCCCACAUUUGUUAUCAAAUUGUUGUAAAAUACUAUCCGCUUGCAGUGACAACUCUGACAAGGAGCUCUGCUUAUCAACUUCUGAUGGAUGAAUAAAUGAAGGUCUUGACAAGGAUUUGGAGUGCUUGAGUUGAGGUGUUCUGCAGUUGACUGGUUGAAACAGUGGUAAAUCCUUCACUUCGAGCAGAGUAUUGGUACGACAUUGUUUACCAGAACACAAUGUGCAACUAGAAGCACACUAUUCAUGUUGGUGACUGAGGUAUUUGUAAGAGAUGGUUUGGUUGAGGACACGUUUGCACAAGGAGAGUGGGUUUAUUUGAUGCUAAGGCUCUAUAGCCAGCAAUUUGUUGCAAGAAAAUGAUCCAUUCCAAGUUGGCAGCUCAUUGCUUACGGCCUUUUCAAAUUGACGCCAGAAUCAGUGGUGUAGCAUUGUAUGAAACUUCUUGACACAGCUUGUAUUUCUUUCUGUUCAAUCUUUCAGGUGUCUCUAUUGAGCUGUACAUUAAAUAUGCAUGGCUGGGCAUGUUGUAACAUGCAAGACUCUGAAUAUUUAUGCAUAAUCUUUGCACAGCUGUUUGUGCUUCAACAUGAGCUUGUGCACAACUUUGGUCAUGCAAAUUGGAAUGGUCUAAUGUGUGGGUUCAGGCUCAAAAGCCUCAGCCUGCAGAAAACUGACCACUGAAGGGCAGAGCUUCUUGAAUCCUUAAUUGCAACUCUGUCCACUGUUGCAACUGCUAUCAUGUUGUGGUUGACAUGUGUCUUGGAUCCUCUUGUCAUCUGUGACAAGUCUUCAGCCAACAAUGUGUAUUUUGAGUUUGAUCCUAAUCAUCGUUUUGUCAAAUGCCAUGCAUCUAAUGAAGUUCUUCAUGGACAAGUUGGACUCGAUGGCCUGAAUUAGUUUCCAAGCCUGCUUCAUGCCUCUCAUACACAACAACAACCUUCUAGUUUUCCUGUUCCAAGUCUAAACACUAUUGCUUGCUUCUAAUAAUACUUUCAAUUGUAAUGCUCAUAUUGGCAUUUACGAUUAGGACAUCCCAAUUUCAAUGUACUUUGUCUUAUCUUUCAGUCUUUUAAUGUAUCUUUCAAUAAUAAAAGUAGUUUACCUUUUAUUUUCAGCUUGUUGUAUGGGCAAAUCACAGACUUCGUUCUCGUCAUUCUGUCACUUCUUAUAAUUCUCAUUUUGAAUUAAUUCUUAGUGAUUUGUGGGGUCCUUCACCUGUGUCAUCUACUAAUAACUAUUCUUACUAUAUUUUCUUUGUGGAUGCUUAUUUGAUAUUUACUUGGGUAAUUCUUCUAAAAUGCAAAGUGGAUGCAUUGUUCGUUAUCCAACAAUUGCAAUCCAUGGUUGAAUUGCAAUUUGACACAAAUAAAGGCAGUGCAAACUGAUUGCAGUGGUGAAUUUUGCCCUUCUCAUGAUUAUCCCACUUCUUAUAAUCUCAGAACUAUAUUUCUCUUACAUGUCAUUAGAAUGGCACAAUUGAAAGGAAACGUCAUCACAAUGUUGAAAUGGGCCUUACACUUCUCAAUCAAGCUUCUCUUACUAUGACCUAUUGGGACCUUCCCUUUCUUACAACAAUGUAUCUCAUCUACAAAAUACUUUCUGCUUCUGUAAAUUUUGGUGUACCAUAUACACUUCUUUUCGGGAUAGCACUUGGCUAUGGUUUUCUCAGACUUUUUGGAUGUGCUCGCUUUCCCUUUUUUAAACCAUACAGUUCAUAUAAACUUUAUUUUCGUUAUCAAAAUGUAUCUGUUAAGUGCCUCCUCAAACAAUAGACUUAUGAUUAAAAGGAGAGAACAUGAUAACAACCCACAUCCACCCAAAUAUAUCUAAAGAUUUUACUUUCAAUGAAAACAAGUUUCCUUAUACUGAAAAAUUUCUCUCUACCCAAUUAACUACAAUAUCAGUCUUCCCUCUUGCUUCUUCUAAUAUACCCAUAGUCUCACCAUCCCAAAUAGCUAUACCUAACAUCACACCUGUUUAGGUCUCAUAAGCUCCAUCCUCAUCUCCUAUACCUACCAUUACACCUUUAUAAAUCUCAUAUGUUCCAUCCUCAUAACCUUCCUCAACCGCCUUUUCUCCCUCAAUGAUGUCCACAUCACUUUACAUCUAAUACAUAACCUAGUCAAUCAUCGAACCUUUAAACAUUCAUCUUAUGCAAACUAGAUCCAAAG